AAGAUUCCUCCUUUCCUUUCUUUGAGCUAGUAGUUAGUCAGCGCAGGUCGUUGAGAGGCAACUCCCGCACCGCAUGGCGUGAGUCAUCGCGAACCAUUUAAUUAAAACCAGUUGAUCCUGCUCAUCUGUGCUGUCAUUAGUCCGGAAGUGUCUGAACAGAGGAACAUCGAGCUCACGAACAGGGGGGCCUUUAGGAGAGGAAACAUGGCACGUUACGGAGACAUCAUGACGGUUCCAACCACUGGAGCAUCGCUGCAAACUGCUGAGCAGGACAAGCUGACCUACGCAGGCGUGAGGGCAUCACAUACCCUGGCAGAGACAGAUAAGAACCGGAUGGAAAAGUACAGGUCCAAAAUCAACGCAGUGGGAGCAAAGCAUGGAAUCGCUCCAGCUCUCAUUGCUGCCAUCAUCUCCAGAGAGACCAGGGCUGGAAAUUGCUUAGAAGGAGGCUGGGGAGACCACGGCAACGCCUGGGGACUGAUGCAGGUUGACGUCAAUCCAAAUGGAGGCGGACACACUAAACGCGGCGAUUGGGACAGCGAGGAACACCUCUCCCAAGCCGCGGAGAUCUUGGUUCUUUUCAUCGGACGCAUCCGCGACAAGUUCCCCGGCUGGAGCGUGGAGCAGCAGCUCAAAGGAGGGAUCGCUGCCUACAACAUGGGGGAUGGAAACGUCCAUUCCUAUGAUCAAGUUGAUGCCCGCACAACAGGAGAGGACUACUCCAACGACGUUGUGGCCAGAGCACAGUGGUACAAAAACAACGCAGGCUUUUGAGAGCUGGAACAUCGUCCGACACAAAUCAAAAUCUACAAUAUGUUCUGUGUGGGGAAAAAGCUGAGAGAAAUAAACAAAGUAUAAAGUAAGCAAACAAUCUUACCUAAAUAGAGCAGCGGAAGCUGAUGUGAUUGUCUUUAGUUUUAGUGACCUUUUCGUUUCAUUGGCUUUGGUUUUUAUCACGUUGGUGUUGUCGUAUUCGUUUAAGCUCUAAAGCUUUGUAGUGAGUCACACCCUGAAUUUUCAUGUCCCAAUCAUUGUUUAAUUCUGCAGAAAAGAAUCUCCUCAACUUGUUGGACACUUUUCUUUGUAAAGCAUUAAAGACCUGAGCAACUUUGACUUAAUAGAAGAUACCUGUUUUCCCCUGUUUAAUGCACAUCACUGAUCUACAGAGGCGCUCUCUGAACGUUACGGUUUUAUUUAUU
This is a messenger RNA of Pungitius pungitius (ninespine stickleback), 1199 nucleotides long. Its product is annotated as lysozyme g-like. Bases 205 to 774 code for a protein of 189 amino acids. Gene Ontology annotation, cellular component: extracellular region. The transcript has 5 exons. The record is from RefSeq and is a predicted model, not a curated record. Gene Ontology annotation, molecular function: lysozyme activity. Gene Ontology annotation, biological process: defense response to Gram-positive bacterium; peptidoglycan catabolic process. Lineage: Eukaryota; Metazoa; Chordata; Actinopteri; Perciformes; Gasterosteidae.